AUGGCGGAGGCAGAUGAUAUGGCGGGGAAGGAGAGGAACAUGGAAUACAGAGAGCGUGCCCCCAGCCAACUCCUGGGUCCUGAGGCGCUAGUGCUGCUUCUUCUCACUUCCAUAACUCUGGCAUCCCUCUCAAUAAUUCCGGCUGGGGCUGCUGUCAAACUGUGCGCAGAUUUUCCAGAAGAUCUGGAGGAGUUGCUUCUUUGCACCUACAUUUUUAUUAUUUGCUUCGGAUCUUUUAUUAAGGUUGCUCUUUUCAUCGAAGAAGGGGGAACUGUACACGAGCUGUUGCGUCUACUGUGCACUGCAAGGAGCCAGUAUGGCAGUGGCGAAACAAGUGACUGUAUCCGCAACCUUUACAAAAGAAUGGUGGACAAGCUCUACCGAUGCAUCCGGGUCAUGAUGGUGCCUUCACUGAUGUUCUGGGUGGCCUCUCCGAUACUUUCCAGUGUUGUCCUGAAAGAAGACCAGGAAAACCACCGACAGCUACCGAAACCCAUCUGGUUGUCUGCAGACAUAAACUCAUCGUCGAUCUAUGAAUUGCUGUACGUCACCCAGUUUAUUUGUCUGGUGAUAGCAGCGGAGGCUACAUUGUGUCUGGACGUUUUCUUCGUUCGACUUAUGAUGUUGGUUGCAGCCGAGAUAGAAGCCUUAAACCAGAGUAUUUCGACAAUCCAUAUUUUCCGUUCGAAAGCUGCAACAUUGGAUGACAACAUAUAUGAUUCUGGAGAUAAAGAACGGUCAAUCGAACUCGAUAUCAGUAAUUCAUCUCAAGCUGCAGACAAUAAUUCAAAGAACGUUUCAGGAGAGCUGUUCUCAAGUGUAGUGAAGAAUAUUCUUCAUCAUCAGACAAUUCGCAGGUUCGUCUUUCUGUUGCAGACAACAAUUAACACAUCUACCUCUAUUCUUCUGUUAAUGAAUAUGGCGAAUUUAUGUUCCAAUAUGUUUGUCACGACUGGUUUGCUUCAGAGAGACGGAAAUCUAACGAAGGCUACGAUGGCAGUGUUGGCGGUACCUCCAAUCCUCUUCCAGACAGGGAUGUACUGCGUUUUCGGUCAAAUCACAACUGACCAGGGCGACAAGCUGCCUGAUUCGGCCUUCAGUUGUGGCUGCAUCAACUGCGAUGCUCACUUCAAACGCAACCUGCUCAUCUUGAUGACGAUGGUGGGAAGGCCAAUCGAGAUCACGGUGGGCAAAACGUGCCAGCUGUUGAAGCAGAUGUUGCUCCAGGAGCUCAACGGAACGUACGCCCUGCUGAACAUGCUUCUUCAGGUGCGCAGCACUGAGUGA
Molecule: messenger RNA, 1287 nt
Organism: Schistocerca gregaria
Lineage: Eukaryota; Metazoa; Arthropoda; Insecta; Orthoptera; Acrididae
Exons: 9
Coding region: 1-1287 (428 amino acids)
Biological process (GO): detection of chemical stimulus involved in sensory perception of smell; sensory perception of smell
Cellular component (GO): plasma membrane
Molecular function (GO): olfactory receptor activity; odorant binding
Source: RefSeq, a predicted model, not a curated record